This is a messenger RNA of Coprinopsis cinerea okayama7#130, 928 nucleotides long. RefSeq lists its product as hypothetical. The coding region runs from base 75 to 485 and encodes 136 amino acids. The record is from RefSeq and is a predicted model, not a curated record. NCBI's taxonomy places the organism in Eukaryota, Fungi, Basidiomycota, Agaricomycetes, Agaricales, Psathyrellaceae. The transcript has 3 exons.
GCUCUACUCAGUUCCUAACUAGACUUCAAUUUGGACGUCCAUUACUGAAUACUAGGACUCUACCACGACGCACCAUGUCGACAUCAUCGGGACCUACCAACACAGAUCGGCCAGAGGAAGAGCAGCAACAACGGUCCCAGCCUCUGCUUCUCGAGGAUGCUAGCCGUAGCCGCUCAGAUACCACUAAUGCCCACUCGCUUGAUGUGUCGAAUCAAUCGACUGUGAGGCUAGAUGCUUUGGGACCUAUGGUGGUGAAUAGAGAUGGGACGCUUUCUCGGAUUGCGAAUUGGGACAAGAUGACGGAGGAUGAGAAGGAGCGAACGUUACGGGUGCUGAGUGCGCGAAACAAGGUUAGACUGGCGAAGCAUGCGGCCGCCGCUGAGAACGCGACGAACGAGGGAGAAGUUGUGAGCGCGUUAAAGGGAGAAGAAGGACCUGCAUCAACAACAAACGCGACAUCAUCGCCGCCUUCGACGACGCAAUAAGUAAUUCCUAAAUAUCAAGUUGAAGGAACGAGGAACGAAGAACAGGGGAUUCGGCGCGACAAGGACGGGACUGUUUCAGUCCGCUUAUGACCGACUUUUUCGAACUGAAUGAAAUGUUUGCGACGCCCGUUUGGAUUCUUUGUGGUGCUGGUGCUUUGUAGUAGGUGCAAGAAGUACUUGGUCGUCGGAAGAAGGGAGUGUGUUGUUCCUGGCCAUGUGGAGUGGAGAAGGGAAGCUGACAUGCACACUUGUGCGUUCUGUGCAUCGCGUACUCGUCGCCGAAUGCUCUUCAACGUUUGACCCUUCUUGUUCGUCGUGUCUUUUCUUUUCACUUUCGAACCUGUCGGAGGAAUGGGGCAACGAGGUGUUUUGUUGGCCGUGGAGCUGGAGUAUUGUAUGCUUUAUCCAAUAUUCAUUCUUUUGUAAUAUUGUAUGCGCGUUCA